This is a messenger RNA of Centropristis striata (black sea bass), 4753 nucleotides long. RefSeq names its product N-myristoyltransferase 2 (gene nmt2). The transcript has 12 exons. Gene Ontology annotation, cellular component: cytoplasm. Lineage: Eukaryota; Metazoa; Chordata; Actinopteri; Perciformes; Serranidae. Gene Ontology annotation, molecular function: glycylpeptide N-tetradecanoyltransferase activity. The coding region runs from base 71 to 1549 and encodes 492 amino acids. Gene Ontology annotation, biological process: N-terminal peptidyl-glycine N-myristoylation. The record is from RefSeq and is a predicted model, not a curated record.
UUUCCAUCUCUCGCCCGUUGCCCGUGAUCUCUAUCAUACACGGUGGCUGGCAAUUUUUUAAAACAUUUUUAUGAUGGCGGAGGACAGUGAAUCCGCGGCCAGCCAGCAGAGCCUGGAGCUGGAUGACCAGGACACCUGCGGGAUAGACGGGGACAAUGAGGAGGAGAAUGAGCAUAUGCAGGGUAGUCCAGGGGGAGAUUUGGGGGCCAAGAGGAAGAAGAAGAAGCAGAAAAGGAAGAAGGAGAAGCCAAGCUCGGGGGGAGCCAAGUCGGACUCUGCCUCUGACUCUCAGGAGAUAAAGAAUCCUGGCUUGCCCAUUCAGAAGCUGCAGGACAUCCAAAGAGCCAUGGAGCUGCUGUCCUGCCAGGGUCCAGCAAAGAGCAUCGAUGAGGCAGCCAAGCACAAGUACCAGUUCUGGGACACCCAGCCCGUGCCGAAGCUAAAUGAGGUGGUGACGAGUCAUGGGCCGAUUGAAGCAGACAAAGAAAACAUUAGACAGGAGCCAUAUUCCUUACCUCAAGGUUUUAUGUGGGACACUCUGGAUCUCAGCAAUGCAGAUGUACUUAAGGAGUUGUACACAUUGUUAAAUGAAAACUACGUGGAGGACGACGACAACAUGUUCAGAUUCGAUUAUUCACCAAACUUUCUCAAAUGGGCUCUGCGUCCCCCCGGCUGGUUACCACAGUGGCAUUGUGGAGUGAGAGUGUCCUCAAAUAAGAAGCUUGUAGGCUUCAUCAGUGCCAUCCCUGCAGAUAUACGCAUCUAUGACACAGUGAAGAGGAUGGUUGAGAUCAACUUUCUGUGUGUCCAUAAGAAGCUGCGUUCAAAGCGCGUCGCCCCAGUGCUCAUCAGAGAGAUCACACGGAGGGUGAACAUAGAAGGAAUAUUUCAGGCAGUAUACACAGCAGGAGUGGUGCUGCCUAAGCCUGUGUCCACAUGCAGGUAUUGGCAUCGUUCUUUGAAUCCCAGAAAGCUUGUGGAAGUUAAAUUCUCCCACCUGAGCAGAAACAUGACCCUGCAAAGAACCAUGAAACUCUACAGAUUACCAGAUAGCACCAAGACCCCCGGGCUGCGGCCGAUGGAGAGGCGUGACAUCCGCCAAGUCACCGAGCUGCUACAGAAGUUCCUGAGACGUUUCCAGCUUGCACCCUCUAUGGGAGAAGAGGAGGUGGCACACUGGUUCCUGCCACAGGACAACAUCAUUGACACAUUUGUAGUAGAGGGUGCCGGUGGUGUCCUGACAGAUUUCACUAGUUUCUACACUCUGCCCUCGACAGUGAUGCAUCACCCUCUCCAUAGGAGCCUGAAGGCUGCUUACUCUUUUUACAACGUUCAUACACAAACCCCACUACUGGACUUAAUGAAUGAUGCACUGAUCCUGGCCAAGCUGAAAGGGUUUGAUGUCUUCAAUGCCUUGGAUCUAAUGGAGAAUAAGGUGUUCCUGGAGAAGCUCAAGUUUGGCAUAGGAGAUGGAAAUCUGCAGUAUUACCUCUACAAUUGGAAGUGUCCCCCUAUGGACCCCGAUAAGGUUGGCCUCGUCCUUCAGUAGCAGCUUCUUCACGGCUGCUACACAAACACUGAUGGAGGUCGUUAGCGACCUCUGGCUAUUCCUUACCUGGACAUACAGGUAGCCCAAGCUAGACAAUGAGAACUACAACAGUAAAACCAACCUGGAGACUGGGAGACGGUUCAAGAACAUUCUCAGUUCACCUGGAGGUGAAAACUCUUAAAUCAUCAACAUCCUGAAUGUGAAGUCAUGCUAUGCCUGAGAUACUCAUACAGUACAACGCUCCUGACAUGCACACUCACAUUUAAAACAUACAAGAGGAUGCCUUGACAUUGUGAAUUUUGUUUAGUUCUUCUUCCUCAGCAGACACCUUGUUACAAGGGACUGGCAUGUCAUUGAAUUUCAUUGAAAUAUGUAAAUGAUAAUCAACAAGUAAACAAAACCACAAUACGAAAUGAAAAGUUCAUGUGUCCCCGCUGCAGCUGCAGUAUAAGAGGGUGUUAAAGGCAUUUAAAGAGUUGUUAUUCUCAUAUCAUUGUGGUCAGAAGUUUCUCUGCUGGCUGUUUUGGGCCUCAGUAGAAUUAGAAAUCAACAAACUUGUUUCUGUGAUAGCUGACUUAUAAAAGAAAAAAACUUUUUCCCUCAAGCAUUUAGAAGAAAAAUAUCAUCUUCACACACUCAGAAACACAAACCCUGUCAAAUAACACACAUAAACACACAAAGGAUAUCUUCGUGGAAAGACUCAUCCAACUGGUGCAUUGAUAUACAUGUUUUUUUGUUAAAAAUAUAUAGUUACCUGUACAUUUAAAGCCAGAUCAUAUUUAUUCCUGUAGUGUGAGUUUGGGGUUCGGGAGGGCUGAUCCAAAGUAUUUUCCUCAUACGUAGUGUAGAUGUCACUGAGUUUGUUCGGACAAGUUUAAAAUGGUUUUUGAUGAAGAAUGUAUUGCAUCAAUGAAGCACAAUUUUUGAGUUCCUAAACUAACAAAGGGGUCCUUUUUUUUUUUGUUUUUUUUGUUUUUUGUUUUAAAGGGUCACAUUUCAACAUGGACCGGUUGCGGUACAAACUGUACACCCUUGGUUUUUACAAAGGAUGUGAGCUGUUUUCAUGUUAUGAACGUGUUUCUGGAGUAGAUUUUUAAUAGAACCUAUAAACCACAUUUUGUUGGUGGUUUUAUUUACUGCUGUGUCAUCAGUCAGCAAGGCUGUUAAAUAAGGCAAGAGUUACAGUAGCUGAAAGAACAAGGAUGAUAUGCUGAGUGCACAAGCAGGGCAGACUCACAGCAUCAAAGGCUGGAAUAUGAUCACAAAUGCCAAUUAAACUGUAACCAGGGUAGAUUUUAUUUAGAUUUUGUACAAAAUUUAUUUGUAAAAAGUUAGGAUUUCUGCCCUGAGUGGCAACCGGCAAGUGCUGAAAAAAAAUCUAGUGAGCUGAUUAAAAUUAUUUUCUCUCCUGUAUUCAUGUGGAAUACAAGUUUUGCCAGGGUAAUCUUUAUAAGUUCCUUAUUUUUUUAUUUGUAAUAAACAUACAAACAUGUAAUACAAUUACAACAACAAACACUUACAGUUACAUACUUAGAGUAACAGUUGAGAUAAACAUUGCCCUGUUUAUGUGAGUUAAUGACAUAAUUGUCUUAAAAAUUGUCAUGGGAAAACAAUAUCUGCUUCUUUGUAUUUUUACUUUGAAGGGGCUGUACACUACAUUCAUAGGGCAAACAGCAUAUAUUGUUUUUCUUAAUUUUCAAGACAAAAAAAGAAAGAAAUUGGCUUGCAAAAGUUUUUUUUCUCCCAUCUAGUAUAAACACAGGAGAGAAAACAAUUUAGGUGAGACUUAGGCUUUCACAGUCUAGAGACGGUUUUAUAGCAUAAAAUGGCUUACAUACUUUUAAAGAGUCUCAGUGAAAUCUUGUUUAAAGCAGCCAAGGUCAGUUCUCUUUUUUUAAUUUAGCCAUUAUCACUUACAGAUGAACUAUGACUUCUCUCGCUGAAAUUGUUACAUACAUAAGGAUCAGUUACCGCGACUGCACUCUGCACUGUUAAAAGAAAUUAAACCCUCAGUUAAAUAAAAAAAGAGAACUGAGCACAUUCAAAGUGUCUGGGGGAAUAAUCAAACCGCAUGUAUUCAGAGCACAGCGGCUGAAUAAAGCCUGUAUCCGUAACCGCAUCUAUUUGAAAUUUGAGCUUUUCCUGUUUCUCCAGGUCCAUUUUUAUUGACUUCUCUGGAUUUUUUUUAAUGGUACUGUAUUUGUGUGUCUGAAAAAUAUACUGUGGGUCAUUUUUUAGUGUGUCGUGCAGCUAAAUGAAAUUCUUUGAACAGUUCUGAUAUUUAUAAUUGUACUUUGCAAAAUGUCUGAAGACAUGAUUCCUGUUCCUUUUUCUUUCCAGUAUUUCCCCAAAUUUUCCAGAUCAAAAGGCAACUUUAAAAACAGUUUUUUGAGGGUUUGGAGUAUUUGGCAUUUCCGUGUGCUCGACUGAGCGAUGAUCUCUGAUGAAAAACUGUUUGAAUGGACCACUUAUUGUGUGGUGGAGCUGCUGCUGCACUCAAAGGUUAAAAAUGUCUUUAACUUGUCUUCUUGCUGAGUUUGUUACUUUGUGUUGGAUGCUUCUGUUCAUGUGGCUCUGCAUAACAUAAGAGGUAAAGGCUGCUGCCAUUUUUGUCGUUACUUUUUCUGUAUGUGAUGUAAUUUCCUUCUCAUCCCUUUAUAUAUAUCGACGAGAAAAGGACAACCAAUGGACGGUCAGUGCUUCAGGGCUCAAAUAUUUCUUUUUUUUAAAACAUUGUAAGGUUAAAUGAGUUACAAAGACGGAUGUUACCGGCAUUAUUUUAACAUUGAGACUGGGUCAUUGAGUCGACGGCGUGCCUCAUGGAUGUCGGUUGUGUCACAGAUGUGUUGCCUGCAGCUGUUUGAAUGAGCAUGUCAGUUUUGCUGCUGUGAUUUUUAGCGUUGAUGUAACUAGCCACACCCUUUAGUGAGAACUCAACCCGAAGUACCUGCCUUAUUUAAAAGAUUUGUUUUUUUAAUUUUAAUUCAGAUUUUGGGGUGGGGGGUGUACUUUUGAAACAACAUACAGCUUUCUCUAACUGAAGAACAAUAUUUUUAUUCAAAUCCAUUGUAAGCUGUGAAAAAGCUGAAGAACUUGUACCAGCAUCAUUCAGACAUGACCCCCAUGCAAAUAACAAUCUGUUUCAACACACACAUCGGCUAUACCAGCAUGGAUAUUUGAUUGAAUAAACUCACUUUAAAAAGG